Molecule: messenger RNA, 6604 nt
Organism: Helicoverpa armigera (cotton bollworm)
Lineage: Eukaryota; Metazoa; Arthropoda; Insecta; Lepidoptera; Noctuidae
Gene: Dscam4
Product: cell adhesion molecule Dscam1
Biological process (GO): cell-cell adhesion
Molecular function (GO): protein binding
Source: RefSeq, a predicted model, not a curated record
CAGCAACGAUUACUGAUUAGUGUGGCGGCGAGUGCGGCGGGGCCGCCCGCUUGGAACUCGAAAAUGCCGCCGCCGACUCGUAUCGGAGCCCUCGGUGCUGGUGUCAAUGGGGAAGUGUUCCCCGGUGAGGCAGCGAGGCGACCGCGCCUGGACUCAGCCCCUGGCCUGCCCGCUGCCGAGUGAUUAGCUGUCGUACGCGAUCAGCUGACUGAGUGCGGCCGCGUGCACCGGCGAACUCACGGCACGCCUCUACAUGUGCUACGCUUACUACACUUACUACGUUUGUGUCAUGAUGUAUAUCAAUGUAUUUGGGUGUUGACGAUUUUUUCGUGUUUCCAAUGUGGGCUCCGAGGCUGCCUUCGUCUGGCUGCAAGAAUCCCGGGAAAAUGAAGAUCUGCACGUAUUUGCUGCUGAGUUUUUUAGCCGUGCGAGCGUCGCCGGAGCCGCGGCGCGCGCCGAGUAUACUGGAGCCGCCGCGCCACGUGUAUUUCACCAACGACACCGGCGCACUGCUCAGCUGUGCCACCCGGGGAGACUAUCAGCUGGACUGGCUUCUCCCAGACAACACGGUGGCCGGUGCCUUAGCUGGACUUCGCCGGGUGCUGGCCAACGGUUCUCUGGAACUGCCCCCCUUCCCCGCGGAGCACUUCAGAAGAGAUGUGCACGCCACCACGUACCGUUGCCGACUGAGGAUCGCCAGCGGGUUUGCCGUGCUCUCCAAGAAUAUUCAUGUACAUGCGGCACUAAACAUACCAUGGGAGAUUCACGUGCCAGAUGAGUACGUGAUGGCCGGCAAUGCUGUGGUGCUGCGGUGCGUGGUGCCUCCCCACUGCGCCGACCGAGUCAGCAGCACCGACUGGUUCACUGAUGACCAGGUCAACGUGCCGCAUCAUUUAGGAUCUAAGUACCAGCGUCUAGACGACGGGUCAUUGUACAUAAGCGGGGUCAGCCCUCGGGACCGGCACAACGCGUUCCGGUGUCGUGUACGGGACCGGAUCACCGGGACCUUGUAUACUAGCCUAUAUUUCGGUCACAUAAUAGUGACGGAACCCAAAGGCGGCGUGAGGCCGCGGAUGGCGACGGAGCCGCGCACGCGACGCAUACAAGCCGGACAAGAUGUCCGAUUGCCGUGCGCCGCGCAUGCGUGGCCGGUGCCUAGUUACAGGUGGUUUCGCGAGCACCACGAAGAACUAAUUCCCAUAGAGAAGACCUCUUUAUGGUCGAGAGCACGGCUCCUCGGCAGCGGUCUACUGAGUCUCCAAGCCGUGCGGCGUGAAGACGCCGGCCGUUUCGUGUGCUGGCUCAACAAUACCGUGGGGGGCGAGUCCAUGCACUUCACACUUAUUGUCACAGAACCCAUCUCCGUCCGAAUAAAGCCCGAAGUGGUGCGAACGAAAACGAAUGCUGACGUUACAUUUGAAUGCAAAGUGUCGGGGCAUCCAAUCGAGCUAGUCUACUGGGUGCAUGACGCGAAAGUCGUUAAACCGAAUGAAAGACUCAAGAUUUCUGAAGACGGCCUAAGACUACAUAUCAAAAAUUCUCAGAAGGACGACCAAGGAGUUUAUCAGUGUUUUGUCAGCAAUACCAAGGAUCAGGCUUAUGGAGUUUCAGAAUAUUUAAUAGAUGUGUCCGAGGGUCGGUCGCGAUCUCCCGGCAACCGCUCGCGGCGAGCGCCCUUCGCUCGCAGCACACACACACAUGAUACUGACUGGAACUUCACGGGCACUAGAGAAUCGAAACCUGAGUUAGUGUAUUGGUUCUCGGAGCAGACUCUUCAACCAGGACCCAGUGUGUCAUUAAAAUGUGUGGCUAUGGGACAUCCUCCUCCGCAGUUCACAUGGCUACUUGAUGGUUUUCCCAUUCCAACUAAUUCGAGGUUCGUAGUCGGGCAACACGUAACCCUGCAAGACGACGUGGUGAGCCACUUGAACAUCAGCCGCGUGACAGAACAAGAUGGCGGCGAAUACGCUUGCGUGGCUUCCAACAGUGCUGGAAAGGCACUCCAUGCCGCCCGAGUCAACGUAUACGGACUUCCCUACAUCCGAGAGAUGCCUAAAGUCACAGCCGUGGCGGGCAGCGAUCUGAAUAUCAAGUGCCCGGUCGCCGGCUACCCCAUCGAGUCAAUCACGUGGGAAAGAGAUGGUCAAAAUCUACCGCUAAAUAGAAGACAGAAAGUGUUUCCCAAUGGCACCCUGAUCGUGGAACAAACACAGCGAGGAGAAGACGCUGGUACCUACACGUGUCAAGCAGCGAACAGACAAAGGCACGCUGCGAGACGAGACGUUGAAGUACAAAUAUUAGUUCAGCCGAAAAUCUUGCCUAUACCGGCGCUAACAAAUUUAUUACGAGAAGGUAUGAGGGCGGCUAUAUCUUGCCAGAUCUUAGAGGGUGAUUUGCCUGUCGCAUUUCGUUGGGAGAAAAACGGGCAGCCUGUGACGUCAUCACCUUACGCUCCUAGUGGCAUAAUAACCCGCAGAAUGGAUGAAUACAGCGCUUCGCUGGUUAUAGAGCAAGUGACGUCUCUACACAGUGGGAACUACACGUGCAUCGCUUCGAAUGUUGCCGGUUCAGAAAGAUACACAAUACCUCUAACAGUUAAUGUACCACCCCGAUGGCGAUUGGAACCUAACGAUGUAGCAGUAGCAGCUGGCCAAGAUGUAACCCUGCAAUGCCAAGCUGACGGCUACCCGAAGCCAACGAUUACGUGGAAAAAAGCCGUAGGUAACACGCCUGGCGAGUACAAAGACUUCAUGUUUGAAGGGAGCUCAAGGGUCCUGGAGAAUGGCUCGCUCGUAUUCGAGCGAGUGGCCAAAGACAGCGAGGGACAUUAUCUUUGUGAAGCUAGGAACGACAUAGGCGCCGGAUUAAGCAAGCUCAUCUUCUUAAAAGUCAACGCCCCGGCGAGGUUUCCAAUGAAGAGCAAGACAGUGCAGGUGACAGCUGGGGAGGCAGCUCACCUGCAAUGUGCUGCAUCAGGAGACGCGCCUCUAGAAGUCAGCUGGCGAAGCCCACAUCAUCAUACUAUCGCACACCAUUUGGAUCAAAGAUACACAAUUCGGGAACAAGUGUUAGACGAUGGAUUAGUGUCUGAGUUAAGCAUCCUACAGACGUAUAGACAGGACACCGGAGCCCUAACGUGCCGAGCAUCCAACGCAUAUGGACAAGAUGAAAUGCUCAUACACCUUGUUGUACAAGAGGUCCCCGAAAUGCAAAACAUAAGGAUAAUCGAUCAACAGUCAAGAGCGAUACAGAUAUCGUGGACACAACCAUAUGCUGGCAACAGUCCUAUCAUAAAUUACAUCGUACAAUAUAAGGAAGCUCCAGAUUCGUGGCCAACGACUCCUCAAAAAGUGAUAGUCCCGGGAAGUGUUACUUCAGCGAGCGUGCAGAAUCUACAACCAGCGACCUCGUAUCAUCUCAGAAUAAUCGCUGAAAACAGACUGGGACAAAGCGAGCCGAGUCAGCUGAUACAAGUUACUACGACUGAGGAAAUUCCAAGCGGCCCUCCACUGGAUGUAAGAGUAGAAGCGAAAAGUUCUACAGAACUCAUCGUCAGCUGGGAACCACCACAAAGAGAUUUAUGGAACGGGAAUAUACUUGGAUACUAUGUGGGAUUUCAAGAGCUAAACAGUAACAGCACAGUUCUAAGCGCAAGCGGUCCGGGCGGGGCAUCCUACACAGUUCGUACAGUUGAAGGGGCCGGUACUGCUCGAGCAAGGACCACACUCUCAGGCUUGCAGAAACACGCCGCGUAUGCAGUCGUUGUACAAGCUUAUAAUAGUAGGGGAGCGGGCCCUGCCUCGCCUCCAACUACUGCCACUACCAUGGAAGAUGUUCCCAGCCUGCCUCCAGGAGCUCUGCAAUGCACAGCGCUAAGUUCGCAAUCAGUCCGAGUAGCAUGGGAGCCACCACCCCUCAGAGGACGUAACGGAGUACUACAAGGAUACAGAGUAACUUACGCACCCGUCACCGAUUGGUAUGGUAAUGAAGAAGCAGUUACUAAGCAAAUAUCAGGGUUGCACACGACGUUAUCGGGACUUCGGCGGUACACCAACUAUUCGGUGACUGUGUGUGCCUUCACUGCGGCUGGGGACGGAGUUAGGGCAGCUCCGGUUUAUUGCCAUACUGAAGAAGAUGUACCCUCUGCUCCGGCUGACAUCAAAGCAGUCGUAUCUUCGCGUAACAAGAUUUUAGUAUCAUGGCUUCCACCAGCUGCCCCGAACGGAGUUCUCGUGGGAUAUACUCUCUAUAUGAGCGUCAUUGAAGAUGGACGGGAGGAGGGUACCCACAAACGCAUGCUGUCUCCAAGCACGUUAUCCCAUGAAACUUCGCGUUCACCUCCGCGGGCAACACACCAGUUCUGGGUAUCAGCAUCAACAAGGCUUGGAGAAGGAGAAACCACUCGGGUUGUUACAGUUUUACCUUCUGAAUCAGUGCCGGCUCGGAUCACGUCUUUUAGCCGCAGCAUCGUGACUCCUUGGAAGGAAAACAUAUCGUUGCCCUGCAAUAAGGUUGGAGUCCCUACUCCUUCUACCACGUGGAGCAUGAAUGGGGCUACUUUGGAGUCAACUCAGAAAAACGUGACUAGCGAUGGUUCUCUGAUCAUCAGCAUGACGCAGUACUUGGACAGCGGAAACUACACGUGCUCGGUAGAAAACGUUCACGGCCGAGACGAGGUGACCUACAGCGUCGAAGUGAAGGUGCCUCCACAACCCCCUGUGUUGGCCGUUGUGGAUUCCUAUGCUGACUCGCUACAUCUUCAGUGGAGCGAUCAGGGCGAUGGUGGCAGUCCAAUAUUAGGAUACGUGAUCAAUUACAAACGCGAGCAUGGUGACUGGGAAGAGUUGCAAGUGGAAGCCGGCACAUCAGAACAUGUUCUUCCUAACUUAUGGUGCGGAACUCGCUACCAGCUGUAUAUUACAGCCUUCAACCGCAUCGGUACUGGUCUGCCGUGUGAUAUUGUACAUGCGUAUACUAAGGGCACAGUUCCAGUAAAACCAAAGCACUCUCAAAUGAUAACGCUGAACACGACAACGGUGACAGUGUGGCUAGACUCCUGGGGAGAUGGCGGCUGCGGGAUUCUGUACUUUGUCAUAGAGUACCGAGAAAUCAGUCAAUCGCAGUGGCGUUUAGUAUCGAACAGCGUGCAGGCAACGGAGCGAGUGUUCAGCGUGCCAGGACUAACUCCAGCCACACAUUACCAACUGCGGAUCACCGCACACAACAACGCGGGACAUGCCGUCGCGCUCUAUAACUUCACUACGCAUUCUCUUAGCGGGAGCGUAGAAGGCGAGGUGUCGGGCGCGGCGCCGGCGGGGCGGGCGCUGGGCGGCGCGCGCGUGCUGCUGCCGGCCGCGCUGGCGCUGCUGGUGCUGGGAGCGCUGCUGGCCAUCGUGCUGCUCGUGCGCCGCAACAAAGCUGGUGCAACGGAGACGGUAGCGACAGAAAGUGGAGUCGGCGAGUCUCCAUCAGUAGCACAGCUGCAGAACAAGGUCAACCGCGACCAGCAGUACUUAGCGGCGAGGGCGCAGCACCCGGCGCCACAGCAUCAUUAUAAACAUGCUUCUAAUGAGUACAUAGAAGACAUAUGUCCGUACGCGACGUUCCAACUGACGAAGCCGACGGCGUACAGCGAGAGCAGCUACAGCGGCAACGUGUACAGCGGCCCUUACCACUCCGUCAGAGGCUCCUUCGUGUAUCACGACCUUAAGCAGAACGAUAAGUAUAAGGGCAAAGAGCCUGAGUACACAAAAGUAAGAAGAAAAGGCAACAGACUCCGAGACCCGCACUCAGAGAGCCAAGAGUCGGACAACUUGGGCUCGACGGACUCGGAGGUGAAGAAGAUACUAACGCUGCACCUGCCCAUUACAGAGUACGAAGACGACGCCAGCGACGACGCCAGCGCGCCGCACUCCGACAGCGAGCCGCAAGCACGGCUGCGGCCCGCACAUCCCACUUCAUAUCCAAGCGUAGAACGCGAGGAAUCGUCAUCAUCAUCAGAGAACUCAGUAGGCGGCGUGGUCCGCAAGGCGUUCCCCUCGCGCAAGGGCAAGGCGGCCGCGCUCGGCAAGCGACACGUGCGCUCGUCCUCGGGGUACAGCAGCCACAACGACGAGACCACCUUCAGUAUAUCGAACUACCCGUCUUUCAACGAGCACAUUCACCCGCCGUCUCGCUUCUCCGACGACACAGAAUGCGAGGGACAUCACCGACGCAAGAGGGCCCCACAUCCGCAUCCCUCGCACCCCGCACACGACCCUAAGGUCACUAGGGAAGCAUUCCAAAUAAACGUUUGAAAAUAACAUUCAAAUUAAACGUGGAACGGCACUAUUAAAGAUGGCGGCCUUCAAGCCAAUCAAAUGACAUGAAACCUCAUUGGAAGGCGCUGUCAAUGUCAAAAUGUACUGAAAAGACUAUGUACGAUUUUGAGUCGUAUUCUCAAACUCGUAAAGUCUGUCUGUUGAUACUUGAAAAAGUUUUGUUACUCUAUGAGAGUGGGUGAUAAGGCAUGGUCAAUCUGGGUUAAUUUAUUCUUACAAAACUGCACUAUUAAUAUAAAAUGAUGGAUUAAAUUAUGUAUCUAAUUAUCUCUCUAUAAUAUUUU